This is a messenger RNA of Nannizzia gypsea CBS 118893, 813 nucleotides long. RefSeq lists its product as hypothetical. The record is from RefSeq and is a predicted model, not a curated record. Gene Ontology annotation, molecular function: FMN binding. The transcript has 2 exons. NCBI's taxonomy places the organism in Eukaryota, Fungi, Ascomycota, Eurotiomycetes, Onygenales, Arthrodermataceae. The coding region runs from base 1 to 813 and encodes 270 amino acids.
AUGGAGCCUGCACCAUGGCGUCCCCGGUUCGAAGACCAUGUUCAAGUUGCAGGCAGCCCACUGCUAUCACUUGCAACUGUGUCCAAGGGCAUGAACAACAAUGCAUUUCCUCGAGUAAGGACCUGUGUUUUCCGGGGCUUCUUCGCGGGCCUGCAGUUACAUUCCAAUGCAAUGCGGGACUUGAAGUCUAACUCAGGCAGCUCAGUUGAGGAGGGAAACGACGAUCAUGCCUCGUAUCUGAAUCCGAGGAAGUAUGAAAGCGACCUAUUGAGUAUUACUACUGAUGCUCGAUCUGAGAAGGUCAAGCAUAUCCUCUCUGGCGACGAAAUUGGCGGACCGGUGGAAUGUCUCUUCUGGUCACCCACGGCCUUUGCACAGUGGAGAAUUAAGGGGAAGGCGUACAUUGUGGGAGGAAGCUGCUCCGAUACGAUGGAGCUAAAGGCCAGGCAAGAGAUUGAACAAUUUUUGCGGUUAAGAGAAGAUACGGACAAGCCAUGGAGUUGGGAAACAGAGAUGACUACCCACUUUGCCAACCUAUCCCCUGGCAUGAGAGAUACCUUUAGACAAGCUCUUCCCGGUGCACCAAAGUCAGGGCCGGCACCAGAGCUGCAGGAUAGUAGAAAGGGGCUUAUCGAUUUGGCUGACCCCAUUGCAAGGAAGAACUUUAGGGUUGUGGUUAUCAAGCCAGAGGAGGUUGAAUAUAUCCAUGACGAAGGUCCGGGGAAUGUUAAGAAUGAGAGGUUCAGAUGGAAAUUGGUGCCUUCUGAUAGCCGUUAUACGUGGCACUGGGAAGGAGAGCAGCUAUGGCCUUGA